Molecule: messenger RNA, 1806 nt
Organism: Penicillium longicatenatum
Lineage: Eukaryota; Fungi; Ascomycota; Eurotiomycetes; Eurotiales; Aspergillaceae
Exons: 2
Coding region: 1-1806 (601 amino acids)
Molecular function (GO): oxidoreductase activity
Source: RefSeq, a predicted model, not a curated record
AUGGAGAUUGAACAGGAACUGGUCGACGUUGUCAUAGUCGGUACGGGGUUGGGAGGCCUCGCGGCGGCAAAGACAUACCUCGAGCUAUCCCCCCAAACAAACCUCAUCCUAAUUGACAAGGUACCGUCAAACCAGCCCGCAAUUUGUUUUGAAAUUAAUGAAAUUGACCUCGAUCAGCGAGCAACACUAGGCGGAGUCUGGGCUCAAGAAAACUGCUAUGAGGGUCUCAAGACUAAUAACCUCCAUGGCUCGUAUGAGUUCUCUGAUUUUCCCAUGGAUGAAAAAAAAUACGGCGUCCGCGACGGUGAACAUAUCCCCUGCGCUACUAUGCACAGAUAUUUCUGCGAUUUUGCAGACCACUUUGAUAUUCGCCGACGAGUCAGAUUCAACACCAAUGUGCUCGAGAUAGAGCAGCUAGAGGAUGGCUGGAUGCUGAUUACAGAGACGAAACACAACGCGCAACAACGACGCGCAGCCUAUAGAUGCAAGAAACUGAUCAUUGCUAGUGGUUUAGCGUCCACUCCGAGGCCUAUCUCAAUUGCUGGACAGCAGGACUUUGAUAGGCCCGUGAUCAGCCACGCUCGACUGCUAGAUAAGGGGGCGGAGCUAGCAUCGGAUCCCAAGAUUGAGUCUGUGACUGUAGUUGGAGCAUCGAAGUCCGGAUAUGACGCAGUGUAUUUGAUGGCAUCCCAUGGGAAGAAGGUUCAGUGGGUAGUUCGCAAGUCUGGAGGUGGCGCGGUGUGGAUGAUGCAGCCCUGGGUCAAUAUAACUUGGAUGCGAGCGAAGCUAGAGAGCUUGGCGACAACUCGGUUUUACUCCUGGUUUAGUCCUUGUAUCUGGGGUGACAAUGAUGGCUUUGGCUGGAUCAGACGUAUCCUGCACGGGACUAGAGUGGGUCGGUUCCUGGUGCAUCAUUUUUGGGAGAAGAUGAGGAUGGACGCGAUAGAAGUGAACGGUUACAGAAAGGAAGCAUCAAUCAAACAUUUGGAGCCCACAGAAAGCUUAUUCUGGAACGCCCGCAUUGGCAUCCUGAAUUACUCUUCUGAUAUUCACGACUACAUCCGUACCGGACAGGUACAAAUUCUCAAACAGGACGUAGACCAUCUAUCUAGUUCUGGAAAUAUCCAUUUCGCCGACGAAUUGAUCAUCCAAACGGAUGCGUUGAUCGAAAUCACAGGCUGGAGUCUGGCUCCAACAAUGAAAUACAAGCCAGAUGGAUUGGACGCUUCCCUCGGCCUCCCAGUAGCGGCCAGCAAGCUUACCACCGAGCAAGAAACUCUCUGGAGAUACCUCGACCAGGAUGCAGAAGAUACCAUCAUCAGCAAGUUCCCUUACCUUAGUGGCCCGCCCGCUUCCAAGCUGCCAUACAAGCCAAAUAUCACUCCAUUGAGGUUAUACCGUGGAAUUGCCCCACCGAACCUUACAGCGAAAUCGACUCACUCACUCGCCUAUGUCAAGAUGUUUCACAGUACGGCCAAUAUGCUUGUUGCCGAGGUUCAAUCUUUGUGGGUAUAUGCCUAUCUCAAUGACAAGAUCACGAUCCCGACGGAGAAUGUAUACGAGCAAACUGCACUACUGAGUCGAUUUGGGAAACUUCGUUAUCCGUGGGGGUUUUCUGCUUGGUUUCCUGAGACGAUUUUUGAUUCGAUUCCGUAUGUGGAUCUGUUACUGAGGGAUCUGGGCUUGAGAUACUGGAGGAAGUCAGGAGUGCGAAGAGAGAUGUUUGAAUGUUAUACCAGCCGCGAUUAUCGAGGGAUAAAUUUAGAAUGGAUGAAGAAACUUGGAGAGAAGAGUGGAAGGAACUGA